This is a messenger RNA of Raphanus sativus (radish), 895 nucleotides long. Its product is annotated as ras-related protein RABB1c-like. NCBI's taxonomy places the organism in Eukaryota, Viridiplantae, Streptophyta, Magnoliopsida, Brassicales, Brassicaceae. The transcript has 5 exons. Gene Ontology annotation, cellular component: Golgi apparatus. The record is from RefSeq and is a predicted model, not a curated record. Bases 105 to 737 code for a protein of 210 amino acids. Gene Ontology annotation, molecular function: GTPase activity; GTP binding.
CAUUCCCGGUCUGUGUAGAGAAGAAAGAGAUUCUGUACAGUUCUCGUCAUCAUCGUGAUCUUAGGUGUUAUUCGAUUCGCUUUCGAUUUCUUCAGCUCAAUCCAAUGUCUUACGCUUAUCUCUUCAAGUAUAUCAUCAUCGGCGAUACUGGAGUAGGGAAGUCAUGCCUUCUGCUUCAGUUCACAGACAAGAGGUUUCAGCCGGUUCAUGAUCUCACCAUCGGUGUUGAGUUUGGGGCUAGGAUGAUCACCAUUGACAACAAGCCCCUCAAACUCCAGAUCUGGGACACCGCGGGUCAAGAAUCCUUUAGGUCUAUUACAAGGUCCUAUUAUAGAGGUGCUGCAGGGGCAUUGCUUGUCUACGAUAUCACGAGGAGGGAGACAUUUAACCACCUAGCCAGCUGGCUAGAGGAUGCAAGGCAGCAUGCUAACGCAAAUAUGACCAUUAUGCUCAUCGGGAAUAAGUGUGAUCUUUCCAGCAGAAGGGCAGUCACCACAGAGGAAGGCGAGCAGUUUGCAAGGGAGCACGGUCUUAUUUUCAUGGAGGCCUCUGCCAAGACUGCUCAGAACGUCGAGGAGGCAUUCAUUAAGACAGCGGCAACAAUAUACAAGAAGAUACAAGAUGGUGUGUUUGAUGUGUCAAAUGAGUCAUAUGGAAUAAAAGUUGGAUAUGGAGGAAUCCCUGGGCCAUCAGCUGGUAAAGACGGAUCCACACCACAAGGCGGUUGCUGCGGCUAAUAUGUUAAAUGGGUGUUUAUAUCAUCAUCAUGUAAAAAAAAUAAUCACAUAAUGAUGUAACAAAAAAUUCUCCGAUUCAAAAAAUCCACGUGAUGUUCGAUUUGGUGGUGAAUCUUGGAACUAAUUUCUGAUUUUUAUCUAAAAAGAUGUGUGUUUGC